UUUCUGAGGGCCGGCAGAUAAGUUUAUAUGAAUAUUUAUUGAUUUAUUUCCUAAACUCAGCAGGGGAGCCGCAAAUAAAUUUAGUGCUUUCUUUAAAUAAUUCCCUUUCUAAGAGGCAAGAUGUCAUUCGAAACUUUUAAAUAGGCAUUUAAUUAGCCUGUGUGUGUUGCCUCUGAACAAAACCCUGCUGGGAGCCUUUGGAGCUGUAUUCCAAAGAGGCGGUCAAUAUGCAAAAUUGAUGACUACACUUUCUUUGUGGCGGGGCCAUUGUGCCCCGGUUGCUUAUGAAGUCUAAUCCAAUCAUAAAUUGCAGUCCCGGACCAAUGGAGAAGCCCGGAGCUCACCCUGAAUGAAGCUCAAGUGGAGAACUUUGUUGAACCCCAUUGUUGGGGCUGUCACUUUUGAAAGAGCCCCAGCGGGGCUGACCAGUAUAAAACCCACCGUCCAGGAGGAAGGGGCAGAGAGAACCCCGACAGGCUCGCUGUAGCAGGAUCUUUACUAGAAGGGGUUUCAAAGCAGAAAACAAAAAGCAGACAGACAAAUAAACAAACAGGGGAGAGGCCCCGACCCCGCUCCGCGGACGGCCCCGGUGAUGAUGUUCCCUAGCCUCAUCGCUCCACCGGCCGUGUACCCCAGCCUCCUCCGGCCGACCCCAACCCUCACCCUGCCGCAGUCGCUGCAGUCCGCUUUUUCCAGCCAUUCCAGCUUCCUGAUAGAAGAUUUGAUCCGGAUCAGCAGGCCCACCAGCUACCUGCCCACCAGGACUGCUCCCCCUGCCAGCAUGUCCCCCCCCGCCGCGGCGGCCAGGACGGACUCGGGCACUCCGGAGCUGACCAACCCAGCCGCCGGCUCCAGGAGGAUCUGCUCGCCACAGACUUCCAGCAGCGACUCCACUUUCCUCAAGUUUGGAGUCAACGCCAUCCUCUCCUCUGCUCCCCGCGCCGAAACUUCUCCUGCGUUGCUCCAGAGCGUCCCUCCAAAGACUUUUUCCUUCCCGUACUUUGAAGGAUCCUUCCAGCCCUUUAUCCGAUCUUCCUAUUUCCCAGCUGCCUCCACCGUGGUCCCCAUCCCCGGCACCUUCUCCUGGCCACUGGCCGCCCGUGGCAAACCCCGGCGGGGCAUGCUACGUCGAGCUGUCUUCUCCGACGUGCAGCGCAAGGCACUGGAGAAGAUGUUCCAGAAGCAGAAGUACAUCAGCAAACCUGACAGGAAGAAGCUGGCAGCCAAGCUGGGGCUCAAGGACUCACAGGUGAAGAUCUGGUUCCAGAACAGGAGGAUGAAGUGGAGGAACUCCAAAGAAAGAGAGCUCCUAUCUUCUGGUGGCUGCAGAGAGCAGACCCUACCUACCAAGUUCAACCCUCACCCAGACCUCAGUGAUGUAGGCAAGAAAUGUUCAGGAGAGGAGGAAGAGGAAGAAGAAGUUCUCCCUGUGUGCUCACCCAGCCCCCAGCAUCCCUUAAGCUACCACCAGUCCCCAGAACAUCUACACUUGAGGGACAGACUGGACUCCCACAUGUCUCCUUCUCCAUCCCAUUCUAGCAGUCCCAGCAAACCUUCAGACUUCUCAGACUCAGAGGAAGAGGAUGAUGAAGGCGAAGUGGAAGAAGAGGAGAUAACAGUCUCUUAAAUCACCUGCUUGCCCCAACCAUCACAUGUGGUCAUUGCAAAGAUUUGAAUAAAAUCAAGUGCUAUAAAUUGAAGAGGUGAUGUCCCACCCAAUCGUCCACAUGCUUCACCAGUGCAGGUUCUUUAUCACAUAGCUGCAAGACUUCCUACUUAUGGGUAUUCCUUACUCUUUGCCCCAUGUGGAGGUUAUCAUAUUCAUAACAUCUGCUACCAUUUUUAUAACGCUGGCUGCUUUAUAAUCAACAUAUGCUCAAUAACCCUUCUCCCCAAACCAGGCAUCAGCAGCUCCUUGCUUCAUGGCAGGGAGGAAAGUGUAGCCUUUUGGGAGGGAAACUCCCUGCUCCCCUCAGAUAAGAAACAACAAAAAAUACAAUAUAGAUGUUGUGGCCAUUUUUACUGCCUUUCAAGUGAAUUUCCAACUACUAUUAAGAUUUCAAAGACCCAGGGACUGGUCUGAUGUCG
Pezoporus flaviventris is the source of this 2088-nucleotide messenger RNA. It is a transcript of the gene DBX1, whose product is annotated as developing brain homeobox 1. Bases 593 to 1627 code for a protein of 344 amino acids. Gene Ontology annotation, molecular function: DNA binding; DNA-binding transcription factor activity, RNA polymerase II-specific. The record is from RefSeq and is a predicted model, not a curated record. NCBI's taxonomy places the organism in Eukaryota, Metazoa, Chordata, Aves, Psittaciformes, Psittacidae. The transcript is spliced from 4 exons. Gene Ontology annotation, biological process: regulation of transcription by RNA polymerase II; cell differentiation in spinal cord.